AUGGCUGACGAUCUGGGCCGUUCUGAUCGUGUGGGCAAAAAGCCCCGUCGCUCAUACAAUUGUGGGCCUUGCAAGAAGCAGAAGAUCAAGUGUGAUACCAACCUACCGUGCCAGAACUGUACAAAGUACCGCAGGGAGGACCAGUGUUAUGCGGAGCCACCUCACCCAAUCACGCGAGAGCAGCUAGAGAAGAAGCUGGAAAAGAGUCGCAAGCGUCGGUUGGCUAAGGAACGUCGCCAGCGUGGUUCCAAAGACAGUGUGACUGGGACCUCGAACGGGGCCAUAGAUGACGACGAGGACAAUGAGGAUGAUAUUGAGACUGCAAAUGGGCCGGUGGCUUCCCAUCCCGGCACUUCUGGAUUGAUGGCACCAGUGUUUCUUGAAUAUCCUGGAAUUUUGCCCCAGAUUCAGGCAGACCUUUCGUUUCAACAACACGCCCCAUUGGUUCAGUCCAUGAUGCAAUAUCCACAGGAACACCUCCAACCACAACCGCAAACUGACUUUUACCAUUACCCAGAGCAGCAGAUGCCUCCUCAGUUUCAACCGCAGCCCACACCCGAGUUUGUAGAGGAUAGUGCGGAGUCGCGGUAUUUGGAUGUGGUACGUGAACAACUAGAGCUGGGCUCUGAUGUUGGACCCAAGAUCAAGGCCAUUCUAAUCCCCAUGAUCCCUCCAAAAGCAACAAUCAUUGUCUUACUGGAUGAAUUUUGUGAGAACGUUAGUCCGUGUUAUUGUACAUUACGCCGGGAUCGCGUAUUGCACCAGAUCAACGCCCUGGACUGGGACGAUAAGAUAAAAUUUGCCGAGGAGGCUACUUUCGACUUUCUGGCCUUGCUUUUCAAGUUUCUAUCGGUUGCCUGCUCGCUCAUGUCGCCGCAGCGGUUUGAGACCAUGGGCUUUUCACCAGGUUUUCAGGGUGAACCUUACAAUGCCACGUUCUUUUACAACAACUGGUCAUUGCAAUGCAUGGGCCAUUUCGACUUUUUCAAGCAGAUUGUGCCGUACGAUCGAAACGAGGCUUAUAUGAACCGCAUGGACGUCCAGCGACUUAGCCGGAUCCACUCGCUGUUUGUGACACUGAGCAAGGAUGCCUAUUUCCAGGGCUUGAUGACUACAAUGGCCGAUGCGAUCGUCUCAGGAUUUGGGGACCAGCUCAAUUACGAAAGCUACUCGUUGCUGCCCAAAUCAGUGUCCAAAAUUGACUGGUCAGUGGAGGACAGAAAGGCCAUGUGGUGGAUGAUUUGUGUAGACGAUAUCGAAAACGCCGUUUUCUUCAAACGGUCCCCAGUGCUGCGGUCUCAUCUGUCUCAGGUUCCAUGGCCUUCAAAUAUUAACGUCGACAGUGACUCCAAGGUAUACUCGGACGACGAUUACACCGACUUCACGUCGGCACGUACCCGGAUUCAGAUCCUGACAGUGAUCAGGAGACUGUUCCCGGCAGCGGAUGUCAUUUCCGCAGGGAUAAAAGACCCAGAGAUUCGUGCUCUAAACAUUAUGCUAAUGAUGCUGAAUUUUGAAAAGAUUUUGGCCACAGCACCAUACCCAAGAUGCUUCACUUGCAGCGACAAUGACCCUUUGAUUGCGAGCCUUUCUGCCAGACGACGUGUGUGCUAUGAAUUUCACCGGUUCCAGUUUGUGGCUGAUAUUUGCAUCCACCGGUAUCGUUUGCUCAUGGAUUACAUCUAUCUUGAUAAUCCAGUGGUGAACUCGAUCUGCCUUGAUUGUUUGUUAACCAUUUUCAAGGCGUACAACCGACUGACUUCGCUGUAUCCACUAGACGGAGUUUAUGGCCCCAAGUACGUGAUCAUGAUCCCCAAGUUCAUCUCGAUUUUGCUGAAUAACCUCGCUUUCUGGCUGACAUAUGUUGACCGCCUUAGCGACAACCUCAAUAUCGAGAUGCAAUAUUGGAUUGAACGUCUCAAGAAUGAUACACACAGAUUGUCCGUUUCUAGACUAUCCAGCAAACUUUACAUUGUUCAGUCCAUUGAUUUCAUCAGCGCAAGAAUGUACAAGGAUGUCAAUGUGGAACAGAUGAAGGUCCAAAAGGGCAGGAUGCUCAACUUGUUGCCCAUGGACUUUGUGGCUGCAAAUACCACCACUUACGGGUUUGUUCCUCCUCCAGAGUUGUAUCAGAACUUCAAAAAGGACUGCGAGUCAAGAAUGAUCACCUACUACAUGGAGCAGGGAAUGAAGCAGGACAUUGUUCAAAACCCGCUUUUCGGAUCUUUUGGUGCCGAUUACGUGCAAUCUGUGGUGGAAGGUGUUGCUGAUUGUAAUCCCAUUGAGGCCAACGAUGUGUUUGAUGUCAAAAAUGCCAAAUCGAGCAGUUUUAAUGACACAGUUGUUACCCUUCAAAGGGCUCUAGGAACCAGUUUUCCUGUGUACGGCUAUGGGUCGAGGUUUGCACUAUUCUAG
This is a messenger RNA of Kuraishia capsulata CBS 1993, 2415 nucleotides long. RefSeq lists its product as uncharacterized. Bases 1 to 2415 code for a protein of 804 amino acids. NCBI's taxonomy places the organism in Eukaryota, Fungi, Ascomycota, Pichiomycetes, Pichiales, Pichiaceae. Gene Ontology annotation, molecular function: zinc ion binding; DNA-binding transcription factor activity, RNA polymerase II-specific. The transcript has a single exon. The record is from RefSeq and is a predicted model, not a curated record. Gene Ontology annotation, biological process: regulation of DNA-templated transcription.